This is a messenger RNA of Chenopodium quinoa (quinoa), 423 nucleotides long. RefSeq lists its product as uncharacterized. The transcript has a single exon. The record is from RefSeq and is a predicted model, not a curated record. Lineage: Eukaryota; Viridiplantae; Streptophyta; Magnoliopsida; Caryophyllales; Amaranthaceae. Bases 1 to 423 code for a protein of 140 amino acids.
AUGGCGGAAAGGAAUGGAAAUGGUUGUUCGGAGAUGCAACGGAGGUGUACGGAAUUUUCUAAUUGGAUUGACAGUGAUGGCUUUAUUGAUAUAGGAUGCUCUGGCCCAAAUCAUACUUGGUAUCGAGGUAACUCUUCUGCUACUUUCAAAUCAUCUAGACUUGAUAGAGGUUUAAUCAAUGAAGAAUGGAGAUUGUGUUUUGGAGAAGGAGCUUUGCGUAAUCUCCCUCGUACUGCUUCCGAUCAUUGCCCAAUCCUGAUAAGCACGACAGGCUUUGCUCUAAUAAACUCGAGUUUGAAACCUUUUCAGUUCCAAGCGGCGUGGUUACACCAUGAGAAAUUUGAGGAAUUUGUCCUUGCAAAUUGGCGCAAUGAAAUGCCUAUUAUCCCUUUUUUGAAAACCUUUGCUGAAAAGUUGAACUAG